Molecule: messenger RNA, 1644 nt
Organism: Phoenix dactylifera (date palm)
Lineage: Eukaryota; Viridiplantae; Streptophyta; Magnoliopsida; Arecales; Arecaceae
Product: patellin-6-like
Molecular function (GO): lipid binding
Source: RefSeq, a predicted model, not a curated record
AUGGCUACGGACUUCGCUGGUUCACGCCAUCAGGUGGACCCACUGGUGAGGAACGCGCUCGGCGUGCUGCGAACGGAUGUCAAUGGAGGAAUCGCCGGUCUUGCAGCCCGGGCCGUCUCCCAAGCCGACAAGAGGUCACUGAUGAGCUCCCUGAUGGAGGCAGCCGCUACCACCCUGCAGAGGUCAUCUUCCUUCAAAGAGGACUCCUAUCUGGCCUCCAAUCUCAAGGCCGGAGAGCAGAGAGCUCUCCAAGAGCUCAAGAAUCUUCUCGUGUCCGUGUCGUCCUCCAACUCAUCGUCGAAGCCUCUCACAAUGUGGGGGGUUCCCCUUCUCGGGCCGGCCGCCGACGAGAGGGCCGACGUGGUGCUGUUGAAAUUUCUCCGGGCGAGGGAUUUCAACGUGGCCCAGGCGCACGCGAUGCUGGCGCGGUGCGUGGUGAGGGAGGAGUUCGGGGCGGACGGCGUCGUCGACGAGGAGCUGGGGUUCAAGGAGUUGGAGGUGGUGGCCUACAUGCACGGCUGGGACCGGGCCGGCCACCCGGUCUGCUAUAACGCCUACGGGGUGUUCAAGGACCGGGAGAUGUACGACCGGGUGUUCGGCGACGGGGAGAAGCUGAAGAAGUUUCUCCGGUGGAGAGUCCAGGUGAUGGAGCGCGGGGUCGGCCUGCUCCAGCUCCGCCCCGGCGGGAUCAACUCCAUCAUCCAGGUCACGGAUCUCAAAGAUAUGCCCAAGAGGGAGCUCCGGGUGGCCUCCAACCAGAUCCUGUCCUUGUUCCAGGAUAACUACCCGGAGAUGGUCGCCAGAAAGGUGUUUAUAAGUCCCUGGUAUUUUAGUAUGCUGUAUUCGAUGAUUAGUCCCUUCCUAACGGAGAGGACCAAGAGCAAGUUCGUCAUCGCCAGAGAAGGGAAUGUGGCCGAGACCCUUUACAAAUUCAUCAGGCCGGAGUUUGUGCCGGUCCAGUAUGGAGGGCUGAGCCGGCCCGGGGAUCUGCAGAACGGUCCCCCCAAACCGGCAUCCGAGUUCACCAUCAGGGGUGGAGAGAAAGUGAACCUCGAAAUCGAUGGCAUUGAGGCCGGGGCUACCAUAACGUGGGACGUAGCAGUGGGGGGAUGGGAGUUGGACUACAGCGCGGAGUACGUGCCGAGCGAGGAGGGGAGCUACACGAUUCAAGUGGAGAAGAUGAGGAGGAUUCCGGCGACCGCCGAGGAGCCGAUUCACAAUGUCUUCACGUCCAAGGAGGCCGGAAAGAUGGUGCUGUCCAUAGACAACACCAGCUCCAGGAGAAGGAAGGUGGCGGCCUACAGAUACUUUGUCCGCAAACCCUCGGUUUAGCUACAUGGUUUGGAGUGCUUUUAGCUUCUUGUUUUAUUAAGGAGGACAAUAGCUUUCAUCUAUGUUAAUAUAAGGAAAUGUACCCCUUUUCCUCUCCCUCCCUCCCUCCCUCUCUCUGUCUCUCUGUCUCUGCGUUAAACAAAGCGGAUAAGUUGAGUAUUUUGUUUAUUACCAACAAGAAAUGCUACUCUGUUGUGAGGUGGUGUUGGGUUGUGCUUCGAUGUUCUAAUCAUUGCUUCUAGGUCCUACGCCCGGAAUCAAGGUGUACUUUGACAAGAAAAAGGAUUGCCGGGGGCAUGUGCUUUGGUGCCA